This is a messenger RNA of Ostertagia ostertagi, 216 nucleotides long. The record is from the annotation of a GenBank genome assembly. NCBI's taxonomy places the organism in Eukaryota, Metazoa, Nematoda, Chromadorea, Rhabditida, Trichostrongylidae.
AUGGCAGAAAUUGCCUUCAGAAGAGCAGCGGAAAUAUGGACGAACAACACCUGCAUAAACAUCACCUUAGAUAAAGAGGAAGAGGCUGACGAACUCAUUCUUGUGUACAAAGAAUAUGGGUGUUGGGGAGAGGUUGGCAAACAGGACGGAUGGCAAUUCAUCUCCCUCGGCGAAAACUGCGAAACGGUAACGGUUAAAAGAAGCUUCGAAAAAGGU